AUGGACGGCCUGGAUACACACGAACGCAUAAAGAAGGCCAAAAAAGAGCCGCAGAAACGAGUAAAGGCACAAAGAAACGCAUUUGGCGAUGCAUCAGAGAUAGGUGCAUUCAGUGGGCCUUGGUGUGGGUUUGUAGGCAUCCAGGAGUGCGGAAACACGCCAAGACAUGCACGUGAGGAGCAAUGCCUCAAGAAAAUAGUCAACAAGCACUGCAUCGUGCAGGGAAAAGAGCGCUCAAGAAGUAUGUAUGCACUGUCAAUCAACGAUCCUGCAUUGAUGCGAACACCAAUGUCCAAGUUCGUCAUUCCGAGCCGCAAUACUGCACUGUUUAAUGAGCACAAGGACAUGGUAACAUCAUGUGUUCUUUUCAAGAAGCACAAGUUGCUUGCUUCGUCAAGCUUCGAUGGAAAGGUAUAUCUGUACAACUUGAGAAGCAAUGAGCUUGUGAAGACAUACAUGGGGCAUAGCAAGGCUUUGUCAUCGGUAGCGCUGUGCACAGACGAAUCUAGAUUUACCACUGUGUCGUUUGAUGGAUUCUUGAAGCGAUGGCAAGUUGAGAAUGGCCGCUGCGACUCAACAAUCGACUUAGGCACUCCUCUCACGUGCCAGAGUCACGAAUCAUCAGGCAAUCUUUGGUUUGCAGCAGGACUAGAUGGAGGAGUCCGGAUUCUCGAUAUCCGUAGCAAAACAGUUGAGAGCCAAAUCAGUGUGCAUAUCGGCAGUGCACCAAACGACAGAUUCAAUCCGUUCUCCAUAUCGGAUCUUGCACUCGAUGAGCAGACAAACACACUGAUGGCUACAACACGAAAUGGGAUGCUGCAUCAGAUCGAUCUCCGGCACUAUAAGCAUUCCACAGUUCAUGCUGGAGAGUAUUCAUUUAUUGAAUUUGACUCAAGCAGAGGCAUGUUCUUGGUAGCCUGCAGCAGCUAUAUAGAUAUAUUCAAUGCACAAUCAUAUACAGGUGCAGGCUGUGCAGAAAAUACAAGCAAGCAGGAUCACACAAAGGCAUGCAUAAGCGUACAGGCAGAUCAGCAAAUGCGAAUAACCAUCACAAACAGAUGCUCAACAGCACCAAAGGCCUCAGAAGACGGCACCUUGGUAUGCUACGGAAGUGAAGAUGGCCUCAUAAACUUUGUUGAAUGCGCUUCGCAUCGAAUCACAUCUGUUGGAGUCAGAGGAGACCCAUGCACUUCGAUAGACUGGAUGGGCGGGAGCAUAUCCAAUGUAGCAUCGGGAAGUCUUCUUGGAAAUGUAAAGAUAUGGGAAUAA
Molecule: messenger RNA, 1269 nt
Organism: Ordospora pajunii
Lineage: Eukaryota; Fungi; Microsporidia; Ordosporidae
Exons: 1
Coding region: 1-1269 (422 amino acids)
Biological process (GO): mRNA splicing, via spliceosome
Cellular component (GO): catalytic step 2 spliceosome
Molecular function (GO): mRNA binding; protein binding
Source: RefSeq, a predicted model, not a curated record